GCCUGGCCUCUCAGUCCGCGCGCAGUCGCCUGCAGACCCGGAAGUGGAUGGCGUGGAGAGAUGGCGCAACUGCGGCGCGAUUGACUUCUAAAGAGUCAUGUUAUGUGAAGGAGAAGCGCCGAAGAGGACAGCAAAGGAGUCAGGGAUGCCACUUACUCAGGGACACUUGACAUUUAGGGACGUGGCCAUAGAAUUCUCUCAGGAGGAGUGGAAAUGCCUGGACCCUGUGCAGAAGGCUUUAUACAGGGACGUGAUGUUGGAGAACUACAGGAACCUGGUCUCCCUGGGGAUAUGUCUUCCUGAUCUGAGUAUUAUCUCCAUGAUGAAGCAAAGGACAGAGCCCUGGACUGUGGAGAAUGAAAUGAAAGUAGCAAAAAAUCUGGUUAGGUGGGAAGGUAUCAAAGAUAUCAACACAGGGAGGUGCUGUGCAGUGAGAAGCAAAGCAGGAAACAAGCCUAUUACAAAUCAACUUGGAUUAACCUUUCAGUUACCUCUGCCAGAACUGGAGAUAUUUCAAGGUGAAGGGAAGAUUUAUGAAUGUAAUCAAGUUGAAAAGUUCAUCAGCCACAGUUCUUCAGUUUCACCACUUCAAAUAAUUUAUUCUGGGGUCAAACCCCACAUUUUUUAUAAACACAGGAAUGAUUUUGUUAAUUUUCCAUUGCUGUCACAAGAACAGAAAGCACACAUUAGGAGAAAACCUUACGAAUGUAAUGAGCAGGGCAAAGUCUUCAGAGUGUCUUCAAGCCUUCCUAAUCAUCAGGUAAUCCACACUGCAGAUAAACCUAACAGAUGUCAUCAAUGUGGUAAAGCCUUCAGGUACAAGUCAGGCCUUGCAGAACACUGGAGAAUUCGUCCAGGAGAGAAACCUUACAAAUGUAAAGAAUGUGGCAAGCUCUUCAAUCGAAUUGCAUACCUUGCACGACAUGAGAAACUGCAUACUGGAGAGAGUCCUCACAAAUGUAAUGAGUGUGGCAAGGUCUUCAGUCGUGUUACAUACCUUGUACGACAUCAGAAAAUUCAUACUGGAGAGAAACCUCAUAAAUGUAACGAAUGUGGCAAGGUUUAUAGUAGCAGUUCAUACCUAGCACAACAUUGGAGAAUUCAUACAGGAGAGAAACUUUACAAAUGUAAUAAAUGUGGCAAAGAAUUUAGUGGGCAUUCAAGCCUCACCACCCAUCUGUUAAUCCACACUGGAGAGAAACCUUACAAAUGUAAAGAAUGUGACAAGGCUUUUAGGCACAAGUUCUCCCUAACAGUUCAUCAGAGAAAUCAUAAUGGAGAGAAACCUUACAAAUGUCAUGAAUGUGGCAAAGUCUUCACUCAAGUUUCACACCUUGCACGACAUCAGAAAAUUCACACUGGAGAGAAACCUUACAAAUGUAACGAGUGUGGCAAAGUCUUCACUCAGAAUUCACACCUUGCAAAUCAUCAGAGAAUCCAUACUGGAGAGAAACCUUACAAAUGCCGUGUGUGCGGUAAAGUCUUUAGGCACAGCUCAUGGCUUGUACAGCAUCAGAGAAGCAUUCAUGAGAGAGUCCUUACAAACUGAGUUUGGCAAACUCUAUCAUGAGUUCUAGCAUUAAUCAACAUCCAAGAGUCCAUACUAGAAAGAAAUCAUUUAAAUAUACUAUCUAUGGCACAGGCUGUACCAAGACCUACCACAUCAGUAGACAUCAAAACAUUCGUCUUUGGUGAAACCACACAAAUGGAUGGUGUGUGCCAAGGCUAACAAGUCAAAAUCUGUUGAACCUGAUAAUAUGAUGUGUAUAAAGGGUGCAAGGACACGUGGAAAUGGUCUGUUUUAUUCGGGUUAUUAAAAAUGUAAUUAUUUGGGUUUGAAAGGCCAGGUGCAGUGGUUCAUGCCUAUAAUCUCAGCACAAUAAAAAGCCAAGACAGGAGGGUCACUUGAUGCCAGGAGAUCAAGAUCAGCAUGGGCUACGUAGCAAGGCCCAUCUCUACAAAAUAAAAAAGCCAAGCCCUUGGCAUGUGUCUGCAGUUCCAGCUACUCGAGUGACCAAAGCAAGAGGAUUGCUGAAGCCCAGGAGUUUGAGAGUUUGAGCGGUGAGCUCUGAUCUUGCCAUUGGUAUUCCAGCUUGGGUGACAGGGCGAGUCCCUGUCUCAAAAGAAAAAAAAAAAAGGCUAGUUUUUAUGACUUCAACCUGAACUUUGAAAUCUCUUCAUGUGCCUUCCCUACAGGCCUUUCACUGUGGUCUCUGGGAAAGAAUCAGUCAGAUGACAGGGCUGACUUCAUUAGCUGAGGAGCGUUUCUAUCCAAUUUCCUGGAAGAAUAAGGACACUUCUUUUCAGAUUAAAGAUUGUCUGAUUUAGAGGCCGUGGAGAUGGACAGAGAAUAACAAAACCGUGAUGGUAGUCAUCAUGCUUAUUGCACUUAGCACACUCUUUUCUUGACGGGCACAGUGCUGCUGUGCUCUACAAAUGACCAUGAAAUAGAGCAUGCCAUGACUUCAGGACACAGGGAUUUUUAUGGGAAGAGAGUCAAGUCAUUAGGGACUGAUUACGUAGUAGAGACAAUGCAGGGGAAAUGGUGGCCACCUUCUCCAUUGAAUAGCAAUAGCUCCUGGUUAGCAAAGACUGAUUACAAAGUACUCUUAUUUUUGAAAUGGAAGAGAGAACAGUUACAUCAGAGUAGAGAGUUUAAUCAAAACUACCAAUGGAACAUGUUCUUGAGUAGGAUUCACGUUUAACUGCUGGCAUAAUUUGCUUCUGUUUGAUUUAGAAUGUCCAUAGUUCUCAUGUUUGGAACAAUAAAGUUGAAAUUUUCCAAAGUGUGAA
Molecule: messenger RNA, 2793 nt
Organism: Piliocolobus tephrosceles (Ugandan red Colobus)
Lineage: Eukaryota; Metazoa; Chordata; Mammalia; Primates; Cercopithecidae
Gene: ZNF766
Product: zinc finger protein 766
Exons: 5
Coding region: 98-1549 (483 amino acids)
Biological process (GO): regulation of DNA-templated transcription
Cellular component (GO): nucleus
Source: RefSeq, a predicted model, not a curated record